GUUGUCUGUUGCGUCGUCACAGCAUUUCUAGUAGUUCUAGUGCAACCAGUGAAAAGCGAUAUUAUAUAACCGGUGGUCGUGCAUAUGUCAAAUUCAAGUUUAAUAGAGGAAAUCUUUACUUUCUACGGUUUCGUGUGAUGUGUGACGAGAAAAUAAUGUACAGAAAUCCUAGAUUUAUUAGAGCUUCCCGUAUGGGUUGUACUCUGUUCAUAAUAUUACUCUUAUUUCACAAGUCACACUUUGUAUCACCUGAAGAUGACAACCUUAACCUCAAAGAUGUGAAUGUGCAGAAUACUACUGAUGAUAUAUUUUCUCCAAUGGUCAUUCCCAAGCUCGAAGAUAAAAGUAUUUUGCCAAAUCUGAAUGUUCCCAAACUCCAUGCUUCAAACACUCAGACCAAUGAUUCACGUAAUCAGGAUAUCGAACUUGGCUCAGCCAGCAAUCGUGUCAGCAUAUCAACCGAGCUGUCAACAACUGGUACAAAGACAGUACAGAUGAGCGUUGCCUCUGACAUUGCUAAGACCUUGGAUAAUCGUUCAGGAAUUCUCACCACAGAUAAUUCAAUUAUAUCGACUGUGCUACAUAAUUCGAGAACAGAUAAAAAUUCGAUAAAUAUAACCUCGGACCUCACGACGGUUGCUCAAAGUUCAGAAACAGCAAAUAUGACUAAUACCAGUACAACAACUGCCGCAUCAGUUGAACCAGUUUUACCAGAUAAAGGCUCUGCGGAAGAAGAACACAAUAGUUCAAUGUCCAUAUUUUUUGUACUCUGCGUCUUAGCUCUUGGAAUUUUACUUAUUCAUUUAAUGCUCCAGACUAAUUUCCAGUACUUGCCAGAAUCUGUGGUUAUAGUUUUUCUUGGUGGUGCAAUUGGAAUGAUAAUCAAUCUAAUGUCAAAUCAAAAUAUAGCUAAUUGGCGUAAAGAGGAAGCAUUCUCUCCUACUGCAUUUUUCCUUGUGCUUUUACCUCCUAUUAUAUUUGAGUCUGGCUACAAUUUGCACAAGGGAAACUUCUUCCAAAAUAUUGGUAGCAUUUUGGUAUUUGCCAUUGUUGGUACUGCCAUAUCGGCAUUCGUUAUUGGUGCCGGUAUUUAUCUUCUUGGCCUUGCUGAAGUUGCUUACAAGCUAAGCUUUGUUGAGAGCUUUGCAUUUGGUUCUCUGAUAUCUGCUGUCGAUCCAGUUGCAACAGUUGCCAUUUUUCAUGCCCUUGAUGUGGAUCCAGUUCUCAACAUGUUGGUUUUUGGCGAGUCGAUUCUUAAUGACGCUAUUUCAAUUGUUUUAACAACUUCUGUACUUGAGUCUAAUAACGCAGCUACCACUAGCGAAGCAAUUAUAUUGGGAAUAAACAGGUUCUGCUUAAUGUUUUUCGCCUCCGCUGGUAUUGGCGUCGUUUUUGCCCUCAUUAGUGCCCUCCUCCUAAAGCAUGUUGAUUUGAGAAGAAAUCCAUCCCUUGAAUUCGGGUUAAUGCUGGUCUUCACCUACGCACCAUACGUACUUGCAGAAGGAAUACAUUUAUCAGGAAUCAUGGCCAUCUUAUUCAAUGGGAUCGUGAUGUCGCACUACACUCACUUCAAUUUGUCAACUGUAACGCAGAUAACGAUGCAACAAACGAUGCGAACAUUGGCCUUCAUUGCUGAGACAUGUGUCUUUGCAUACUUAGGCUUGGCCUUGUUCAGCUUUAGACAUCGGGUAGAGCCGGCAUUAGUCGUCUGGUCUGUAAUUCUGUGUCUGAUUGGGAGAGCUGCGAAUAUCUUCCCACUUGCACUUCUGGUCAACCGCUUCAGAGAACAUCAAAUAACAAAGAAAAUGAUGUUCAUAAUGUGGUUCAGCGGUCUACGAGGGGCAAUUUCGUAUGCUUUGUCCCUUCAUUUAGAUUUCAGUGACGAAACUCGUCACGUAAUCAUAACAACGACGCUGAUCAUAGUUUUAUUCACCACCUUGAUAUUUGGUGGAUCUACAAUGCCUCUACUAAAAUUCCUCAGAGCAGAGAAGAAAACGCGGACUAACAGUAGCAGAAGAAAGAGAAGAGAUAAGGAAAUUUCACUCAGUAAAACUAGGGAAUGGGGUCAGACAAUCGAUUCAGAACAUUUGUCAGAGCUUACAGAGGAAGAAAUGGAGGUUUCAUUUCUACAAUCUCGAAUCCGUGGCUUUGCACGGUGGGAUUUGAAGUUUUUCAUUCCGUUCUUCACUCGACGAUUUACACAGCAGGAAUUGAAGGAUUGUAAAUCCCAGAUGACAGAUCUUACUAAUCAAUGGUAUCAGGCAAUUAGAAUCAGCCCCAUAGAUUCGGAAGACGAAAUGUCAACGACAGCUUCAACGGCACAACUUAAUCUCAGCACUGGUGAUGAUCGUCAACGCACCAGUAAUAACAAGCCAAAGACAACUGGUCACCCGAGACAUGGCUCUAUACUUAGUAUAUGAGUUAAUUUUUCUGCUAAAGUAUUUGCCGUCUGCUUUUGAAACAGUAUACUUUUACUCUUAUUUAAAAAAAAAGAAAUUAACUGAUAAUUGCUGUGUACUUAAGAAAUUGGGACAAAGAUUGUUCUUGUUUAAUAUGUAAUAUAAUGCGAUGAAUCUGUGAAGAUAUGUAUAUAUUAUACUAUUGCUAUAAACUUAAGGUUUGAUGCGGUGCUCCGUUCACUAAUUUAGGUUUAAUUCAACAAAUAUAAGUGAAAAUUUGUUCUUUAUUUCGGAUUUAGAGAUGAAAGUUACUUUCACCACCAAUGUGCUAAUCCUGUUACACAAUAUGUACACACAGAGGUAUACUGUGCGUACUGGAAGUAUCGUGGCCGUAUAGAAAAUUUAACGGGUACCAUAUGCAGUAGACUCAGCGUAACUUCUUGUUCUCUAGAGUGAGAGGGCAACGCAUAUAGUAGGGGAGCCAGUGACAUUUUUCAGUGAUUCUUUUUUCAAGGGCUAUUUUUUGUAAAAAUGUUGACGGAGACAUGUGUAAAUCUCAUCAGUACGGAUUAUCCCUGACAGCAGUAUGGGAGGGAGGCAGAUUAUCCCCAAUUUGCAAAAAAAAAAAAGUUGACACAAUAAUCAUUUGUUCCAGGUUGCAACUUUUUGUAUUGUUUUGUAUUGAUUGGCCGGUAUUAAAAGGCUCGCAGACUACUCCAAA
Neodiprion fabricii is the source of this 3120-nucleotide messenger RNA. RefSeq names its product sodium/hydrogen exchanger 8 (gene Nhe1). The transcript is spliced from 5 exons. Gene Ontology annotation, cellular component: membrane; Golgi apparatus. Gene Ontology annotation, biological process: proton transmembrane transport; regulation of pH; sodium ion transport. The record is from RefSeq and is a predicted model, not a curated record. The coding region runs from base 138 to 2420 and encodes 760 amino acids. NCBI's taxonomy places the organism in Eukaryota, Metazoa, Arthropoda, Insecta, Hymenoptera, Diprionidae. Gene Ontology annotation, molecular function: sodium:proton antiporter activity.